AUGUGUAUAAUUAAAAAUAGUGAAAAAAGUCUUAGGAAACUUUUAAUCAAGAAAUUCAUUUAUGACGCUCAAGAUGAACAUUUUUGGGACGAUUCUCUUUUGCUUAUUCGUAUAAUUUGUGAAAAUUGUCCUUUAAUAGAACAUUUAUCAAUUGUAUUUCCACCAUCAAAGAGUCAUUACAUUGAAUUCGAAAAUUUAUUAAAAUCAUGUCAAAGAUUGGAGGCGUUAUCAUUGAUUUUAGAGCAUAUAAACAAUAGGUUUGAUGACAGUUUAUUCGAACAAAAAAAGUUGGAGGCUGGACAAAAAUUAUCUGAUAUAUUGAUUAGGUCCGCGCCAAUUAGGUUAAGAGAAAUCAAUGAUUUUAGAUUUUCACCUAAAACCCUACGUGAAGUUUUAGAGGACUGGAAAGGUUUACCAACGAUUUCUAUUCUUUUAUCAAACCCUGAUUAUCAAGAAGAAGAAUAUAUAGAUUCAAAGUUCUUUUCCGAAUUUUUAUCAUCCGGAUAG
Funneliformis mosseae is the source of this 507-nucleotide messenger RNA. NCBI's taxonomy places the organism in Eukaryota, Fungi, Glomeromycota, Glomeromycetes, Glomerales, Glomeraceae. The record is from the annotation of a GenBank genome assembly.